Messenger RNA from Mus pahari (shrew mouse), 2468 nucleotides. RefSeq names its product Rho GTPase activating protein 18 (gene Arhgap18). Gene Ontology annotation, cellular component: cytoplasm. The transcript has 15 exons. Gene Ontology annotation, molecular function: GTPase activator activity. Gene Ontology annotation, biological process: signal transduction; regulation of small GTPase mediated signal transduction; regulation of actin filament polymerization. The record is from RefSeq and is a predicted model, not a curated record. NCBI's taxonomy places the organism in Eukaryota, Metazoa, Chordata, Mammalia, Rodentia, Muridae. Bases 435 to 2228 code for a protein of 597 amino acids.
CAGCAGCAGCUGAGCAGCCAGGGGUCGCGGGCAUGCACCAGCUGAAACUGCGUGCUAACGGGUCUUCCUCCUCUGGUGCCCACGGCCCGCACAGUCCUUAAAACAGCUGCCCUGCUGAUGGAGCAGAAAUAACAGGCUCCGGAUCCCGGUUCACCUGAGGGGGCACAGAGAAGGGGUGUAGCGCCUGGAGGAAAGCAACUGUCACGGACCUCUCAUGAUCAUGUUUUCUCGUGAUCAGGCUUCCCCACUUCUUGGGACUCUGAGGUACCCCCGCUCUGGACCUGAGGAAGUAGUUGCAGCAAUGACUGGGUUUGUGCUUUUAUGGCAGUCGCAGAUAUGGCCAAUGCACCAUAAACCAAGAAAGCUCCACCAAAGUUUCCGAGAGACCUCCAUUUGAUCGAUCAAGUUCUCAGGAUUCUUUGGAUGAAGUGUCAAUGGAAGCCUAUUGGGCAGAACUGGAACACAUCAAGAGGUCGAAUGAAAACCGCCAAGAAGGUCAAGAGGCCAUAGUUGUCAAAGAACCUGAUGAGGGAGAACUGGAAGAAGAAUGGCUCAAGGAGGCGGGUCUAUCCAAUCUUUUUGGAGAGUCUACUGAUGACCCGCAGGAAAGCAUCCUGUUUUUAUCUACCCUGACCCGGACUCAGGCAGCGGCUGUUCGGAAACGGGUGGAAACGGUCUCCCAGACCUUGAGGAAGAAAAAUAAACAGCACCACAUUCGUGACGUCAGAGACAUAUUUGCUCAACAGAGAGAGGCACAAGAAAAAUCUCCAGAUGACGCAGACUUGCAGCCAAUCAGAACAAACGAAAACAAAGGCCAAGGAAAAGAUGAUCAGCCAUCUAGUGGGGCUGUCGAUAGCGAGGAGCAGAUCUCACGGGUGCCUGAGGACACACCUGCCUCCGAAACGGACAUCAAUCUGGAGGUGUCGUUUGCGGAGCAAGUGGUCAAUCAGAAAGAGUUCAGUAAGGAGAGGACGCAGAAGAUCAGCACCAAUGACUCUUUGCCUAGUUUCCGACUGCCAAAAGAUAAAACAGGUACGACAAGGAUUGGAGACUUGGCACCCCAAGACAUGAAGAAAGUUUGCUUUCUAUCCCUGAUUGAACUCACUGCCCUGUAUGAUGUGUUGGGCUUGGAACUCAAACAACAGAAAGCUGUGAAAAUUAAAACCAGAGACUCUGGUCUUUUCGGUACUCCUUUAACGAUAUUGUUAGAACAAGAUCAAAGAAAAGUCCCUGGAACACGAAUACCCUUGAUCUUUCAAAAACUGAUUUCUCGAAUUGAAGAAGGCAGUCUGGAAACCGAGGGCCUUCUACGGAUACCAGGAGCAGCCAUGAGAAUCAAGAAUCUUUGCCAAGAACUAGAAGCGAAGUUUUACGAGGGGACUUUCAAUUGGGAAAGUGUCAAACAGCACGACGCGGCCAGUCUGCUGAAGCUCUUUCUGAGAGAAUUGCCCCAACCACUGCUGAGCAUGGAGUACCUCAAAGCCUUCCAGGAUGUCCAGAAUCUUCCAACCAGAAAGGAACAAUUGCAGGCUUUGAACCUCCUUGUCAUUCUUCUACCUGACGCAAACAGAGACACACUGAAGGCCUUGCUUGAAUUUCUCCAAAGAGUCAUAGAUAACAAAGAGAAGAACAAGAUGACAGCUGGGAACGUAGCAAUGGUCAUGGCCCCAAAUCUCUUCAUGUGCCACACGCUGGGCUUGAAGUCCAGUGAACAGCGAGAAUUUGAAAUGGCAGCUGGGACAGCAAAUGUCAUGCACUUAUUGAUUAGGUACCAGGAACUUCUAUGGACAAUUCCUAAAUUUAUUGUAAACCAAGUGAGGAAGCAGAAUAUUGAGAAUCAAAAGAAGGAAAGGAAAGCCAUGAAGAAAUUGCUGAAGAAAAUGGCUUAUGACCGGGAAAAACAUGAAAAGCAAGAUAAAACUGCAAAUGGUGCUGAUGUUCCUCAGGGAGUGAUUCGAGUGCAAGCUCCCCAUCUCUCAAAAGUUUCCAUGGCAAUACAGCUAACUGAAGAACUAAAAGCCAGCGAUGUGCUUGCCCGGUUUCUCAGCCAAGAAAGUGGGGUUGUCCAGACACUCAAGAAAGGAGAAGUUUUCCUGUAUGAGAUUGGAGGAAAUAUUGGGGAACGUUGCCUUGAUGACGAUACACACAUGAAGGACUUGUACCAACUGAACCCGAAUGCUGAUUGGGUCAUAAAAUCCAAGCCUCACAGGGGAAUGUUGCCUCGAUGAUGACACACACAUGAACGACUUGUACUAACUGAAACUGAAUGCCGAGUGGGUCAUAAAAUCCAAGAGAAGAUUGUUUAGAAAAAUUCAUUUAAUUAUAACAUUUCUUUACAAAAGGCAAUGGCACGAAUGAAUCCCAAUGGAAUAAACACAGUAUACAUUCUGGAAAGAUAUUCCAUGCUCAUGGAUUGGCAGGAUUAAUAUAGUCAAAAUGGCUAUCUUGCCAAAAGCAAUCUACAGAUU